AGUGGCUCAGCAUUCAGGGCACGGCUCUUAGAGCAGCCAUGGCCCACAGCUGCUUGAAUGUUAGAAGCCAAAGACAGGGCUCUACCUAAUCUGCUCUCUGUAUGCUUUCAGCAUCCUCUCAGGCUCAUCUCUGCCUAGGUUCACUGCGGAGGAAUGAGGCCAAGUGCCCCGCACAUCAGCUGACAUGCGAGUCUUAUCUCACUACAGGCAAAGGCCUGAGUGUAUAUUUCCUGGGAUCCCAAUGUUCACUAACUCCAGCUCCAAGUGGAGUUGGCAGUGCAGGCAGACCUGGGGCAUCCUGGAGACCUGUAGCCUGCAGUCAGGGGCAAGGCAAUGAUCUCCUAGUCUCCACUGGAUUGGACAGAAAAUGUCGAAUUUCCCGAGGCUUGUUUGAGGCCUAAACUUGGCUAGUGCUCCAGGCAGGCCAUUUCCAGUUGGUUAAGAGAGGACCCUGAGGAAAGCUGGAGUCCCCUGAGCAAAGGGCUUGCUUUUUGACUCUUAUAACAGGGCCAUGAGGCCCAGCAUGGUCUGGCAGGCAAUGGAUUUCCUCACCCAGGGCCUUGUUAAAAUGCGCACACCAUGGGAGCAAAGACUGCCCCAGCUGUGGGUAUGGAAAGGAGGAGGAAGAGGGGAGGAGACAGAGAGGGAGGAAUAUAGUGACAUUAGUUCUUGUCAUAACCUCCAGAAGCUUAUUACUGCCAAAGCUAACAGGAGAGCAGAAUCAUAUAGCAGAGAUUCCUGCUGGGUGCACCCCUCCAGGUUUCUCCCUCCAUGUUUCCCUCUUCUUUGGGCAGGCCAAGGACCAAUGAACAAAAGUUUCACUCCCCAAAAUGACAUAUGAGCUUGGUGAUUGUGGGUGGGGGGGAGUGGUGCCUGGACCUGGGAGUGGGAGUUGGGGAGUCUUUCCAUGCCAGCCCACCCAGCCCAUGCAGACAGGAGUUAGAGAGAAGGUGAACCAGGUGAGCACACUGGAGAGAAUUCUAACUGGAAUAUGGAUUAGAGAAGGAAAGUAUUGGGGACUUAGAGGCCAGGGAAUAGCUACUGCAUUGAGGGGGUGGGGACUGUGUGGGACAGGGAAGAAGAGGCAACAGGCAGCUUCCAGUUCACUCUGGGGCCCGGACACCCUGAGGAUCCUGGCAGGGAUGACCACGACCAGGGAUGCCACUCUGGGGAGCUAGAAUUCAGAGAUGGGGCUAUUUUCAUGUCCAGAGGUGAUUGGGAAGAGCCUGAGGCCCCGACAAGGCCCGCGUAAGUUGUCAGAGAGUUUUGGACUAGUGGCUGCUUCUGUUACAAGGAUAGUGAGCACCCAAGUCGGACUGGGCGCGCACCAUAAACACCCCACUUGUUAACGGCGCGGGGCCCAAGGGCGCUUCAAACAGACCCUCGCAUAGGGCUCACGUCCGGGUAGGGGCGGGGCAAACCCAGCGGCCAGGCCCCCCACCAACCACAUUGCGGCAGCCCCCACAGCUCCCGGCCUUCAGGCGGAUGUGUCGAGCGUGCGUGUCCUGGCCCAUCAAUAUAGAUUACAUAUUUAUAUCAAUCGCGGGCUCCGAGGGCGCCCUCGGAGAGCGGCCCCGCGCCUACGAAACCAAACUGGGAGUGGUCGCGCGGAAACUCUGGCUCGGGAUUGGCUGUGGGCGCCCGCCGCGGUGAGGGGGGAUUGCUAAUCGUAUGCAGCAUGUUUUGCGCAAGAAAUGUCAGCCAGAAAGGGCUAUCUGCUCCCCUCGCCAAAUUAUCCCACAACAAUGUCAUGCUCGGAGAGCCCUGCCGCGAACUCUUUUUUGGUCGACUCGCUCAUCAGCUCCAGCAGAGGCGAGGCGGGCGGUGGUGGUGGUGGCGCAAGGGGCGGCGGCGGCAGCGGUGGUUACUACGCCCACAGUGGGGUCUACCUGCCGGGUGACUUGCCCUAUGGGCUGCAGAGCUGCGGGCUCUUCCCCACGCUGGGCGGCAAGCGCAAUGAGGCGGCGUCGCCGGGAGGCAGUGGCAGUAGCGGGGCCCUAGGUCCUGGAGCGCACAGCUAUGGCCCUACGCCCGUAGAUCUGUGGCUGGACGCGCCGCGGUCCUGCCUGAUGGAACCGCCUGAGGGGCCUCCGCCUCAGCCCCAGCAACAGCCGCCGCCCCCGCCGCAGCCACCUCAGCCCCCGCCGCAGGCCACUUCGUGCUCUUUUGCUCAGAACAUCAAAGAAGAAAACUCCUACUGCCUCUACGACUCGGCAGACAAAUGCCCCAAAGGCUCGGCUGCGGCUGCCGAAUUGGCUCCCUUCCCGCGGGGCCCGCCACCCGACGGCUGCACCUUGGGUGCCUCCAGCGGGGUGCCAGUGCCCGGCUACUUCCGCCUCUCGCAGGCCUAUGGUACGGCCAAGGGCUACGGCGGCGGCGGCGCGCAGCAGCUAGGCGCCAGCCUGUUCCCAGCGCAGCCCCCUGGCCGCAGCUUGGACCCGCCACCCGCGCUGACCUCCGGACCGGCGGAUGCGGCCGGGAAGGAGCGAGCCCUCGAUUCUCCUCCACCCCCCACGCUGGCUUGCAGGGGCGGCGGGGGCUUGCAGGGCGACGAGGAGGCUCACGCGUCGUCCUCGGCCGCGGAGGAGCUCUCCCCGGCCCCUUCCGAGAGCAGCAAAACCUCGCUGGAGAAGGACUCCCUGGGCAAUUCCAAAGGCGAAAAUGCAGCCAACUGGCUCACAGCAAAGAGCGGUCGGAAGAAGCGCUGCCCCUACACGAAACACCAAACACUGGAGCUGGAGAAGGAAUUUCUGUUCAACAUGUACCUUACUCGAGAGCGGCGCCUAGAGAUCAGCCGCAGCGUCCACCUCACGGACAGACAAGUGAAAAUCUGGUUUCAGAACCGCAGGAUGAAACUGAAGAAAAUGAACCGAGAAAACCGGAUCCGGGAGCUCACAGCCAACUUUAAUUUUUCCUGAUAAAUCUCCAGGCGAUGCUCUUCUUCUUCUUCUUCUUCUUUUUUUUUUUUGCUUCCAGAGCGCUGGUCUUCAGCCUCUGCCCAGGAACUCGCACCUGUACCGGAGCCCUAUUCCUCCCUCCCACACUCACCAUCUCCUGGGCCAUUACAUCUGUGCAGGGCUGGUUUGUUCUAACUUUUUGUUUCUUUGUCUGUUUGCUUGGUGCUGGUUUAUUUGUUGUUUUCUGGGGGAAAAAGCCAUAUCAUGGUAAAAUAAUAUGGAGAUAGAUAUUGUCCUAAGUGUCAAGUGGUAACUGGGCUGGGCUUGCUGUCUUUUUGGGGGGGUGUCUCACUGCUUGAAAUGGCCCCGUCCUCCUCCACCAAGCUGGUUUCCUGCCCAGCCAGGGGCAAGCCUAGCUGUAAAGCCGAGGUUCCAUUGUUGGCGCUGAGGUGUCUGGCCUGAGGUCAAUGGUGCAAGGAGCCUCCACUGGGCACGCCUGCCCUGAGUGCUGAGCUGUGUUCAUUCAGGGCAUAUAGGCCCCUGGGUGUCUUUUUUUCUCUCUUCCUUUCUUCUCUUCCUUGGCCAAGAGAAGGGCUUACAGGCAUGGACAUACGCAGGUUGGCAAAAGGGCUUGACUUUGGCUGAUUGAAAAAUCGAGAAAGAGUAAGAUUAAAAUUUUCUUCCUCUGUAAGAUAUCCCAACUUUAAAAGAAAAAAAAGAAUGACCAAGAGAAGGGAACUUCUCUUUUAGUUUGUGUAAGGUCCUGCAUUGCCUGGCUAAAACGUUUCAUUUAGCUCUGAAUUUCCAUAUCCCUCUGGUUGUAGGUAAAUAAUGUAGUUUUGUUUAUACAUGUGGAAUUAGUGAAUUUUUGUCAUUAAAAUCGUUACCAGUGGUAACAUAUAACAAGCACACCACAAUUCUCCCUAUCUUGUGGAGUUGGUUUUUCUUAAUUACCUUAAAUUCUUUUUUCUUUCUGAAAAUCACAGAAGCCUAGGCGGGCUGGGCCAAGCUGAGUAAACUAGAGAAGGGAGACAUUGUUUGGAUUUCCUUUAUACUGUGAAGUUACAUGCAUAUAAGGGUCAAACCUGUAGGUGCAGAAAAAAAACUAUAAAUACAAAUCUGUAUAAAUGUCUAUUAUGAAGAAUUGCCAAUCUUGUUUUAAGCAAAUGCAUUCUAUCAUUAUUAUAAAUGUUAGUUCUAGCUCUAUUUACUUCUAAUCUUAAAUCAGAAUAAAUUAAUAUUGUAUUGCUGCUGUGCGUGGAAAAAAGACAAUGUUUAUGUUCUUAUAGAAUAAAAGCUGUGGAAUGAA
Nycticebus coucang (slow loris) is the source of this 4206-nucleotide messenger RNA. It is a transcript of the gene HOXA10, whose product is annotated as homeobox A10. NCBI's taxonomy places the organism in Eukaryota, Metazoa, Chordata, Mammalia, Primates, Lorisidae. Gene Ontology annotation, biological process: regulation of transcription by RNA polymerase II. The transcript is spliced from 2 exons. Bases 1695 to 2918 code for a protein of 407 amino acids. Gene Ontology annotation, cellular component: nucleus. Gene Ontology annotation, molecular function: DNA-binding transcription factor activity, RNA polymerase II-specific; RNA polymerase II cis-regulatory region sequence-specific DNA binding. The record is from RefSeq and is a predicted model, not a curated record.